Strongylus vulgaris is the source of this 630-nucleotide messenger RNA. Lineage: Eukaryota; Metazoa; Nematoda; Chromadorea; Rhabditida; Strongylidae. The record is from the annotation of a GenBank genome assembly.
UUGUCAUUUCAAUCCUGUCCUAUAAGUUAUUCUCCAGGUCGAGAACUUUGGCGAGUUGUGGCUGAAUCCCUUAACAUCUCCCGUUUGGGACGAAAACGCUUUAUUGGUGAUGAUGACGAAAGAACUCCGCAUGUGGAUCUCCUAUACGGUGCUCAUGGAUGGGUUGAGCAUGUAGAUGAUCACGGGAUACGAUUCAUCUAUGACGCUUCAAAAAGAGUUUUCAAUAAUAAAAAGGUGCCAGAAAUGCAGCGAAUAUCUGAAUGGGAUUGUCAUGGUGAAACUAUUGUGGAUAUGUACGCUGGUGAGGUUUUUCCCAGUAAAUCUAAGAGAAGAACUGGAGAAAACGCAAAGAUCAGGAAAAAUUUCUGUUGUUUAGGUCUUGGCUACUACUCUCUCCGCUUCCUCGUCUGUUGCGGUGCUAAACAAGUGAUCUCAAUUGACUGGUCUGAUGAUAUGUGUGAAGCGCUGAAGAGAACAGCUGAGGCCAAUAAUGUUCAGGAUCGCAUGCUUAUAAUUGAAGGAGACAGCAGAAGAGUGACCCCAUGCUUUGUGGCGGAUCGAGUAUUUCUUGGAUUAGUGCCAUCCUGUCGAGCACAUUGGCUUACAGCUUGCAAAGCUUUGCGACCGGAA